UGUGCGUCUGCAGAACUGGAAGUGCUCUGAAAGCUUUUCUCUGAAGGAAAAAGAAACCCUUUUGAAGGAAACAGCAUUGACUCUACAUCCAGGUGAUCAUGGAAAAUGUAUCAGCAGUGACAUCCUUCAUUUUUACAGCAUACACUGAACUGGAAGAUCACAGAUAUUUAUACUUCAUAUUUUUCCUUCUUUCAUACGCAGUGAUAUGGUUGGUCAAUUCAGUUCUAAUUUUGGUAAUAUGCAUUGAGAGAAACCUGCACGAGCCCAUGUAUUUGUUUAUAUGUAACUUAACAGUAAAUGGACUUUUUGGGAGCACAUCUUUAUUACCAUCUAUGCUUGUCCUUUUGUUAUCUGUCCAUUAUGAAAUAUCUGUAACAAAUUGUCUAUUACAGGUAUAUGCUUUACACUCAUAUGCUACAGUUGAAUUUACUAUUUUAGCAGUGAUGAGUUAUGACCGUUAUGUUGCUAUUUGUCACCCAUUACACUAUCACCUCCUCAUGUCUCCUAGAAAAGUUUUUGUAGCCAUUGUAUUAUCCUGGAUUAUUCCUCUUCUAUUCUUUGCCCUUUAUUUCAUAAUGACUGUUCAACAUUCAUUUUGUGGCAGGAUCAUUGAAAAAGUCUAUUGUACAAAUUUUCCUUUAGUUAAACUCUCUUGUUUUGAUACCACUGUUCAGAACUUUGUUGGACUGGCAUUAACUUUUGUUUCACCUUGUUCUCAGAUUGUCUUGAUACUGUUUUCCUAUGCACAAAUACUCAGAAUCUGCAUCUUUGCUUCUAAGGAAUCUCAAAUCAAAGCUCUUCAAACAUGCACCCCACAUGUACUGUCUGUGAUUAAUUUUUCUGUGGGAUGCUUAUUUGACAUAAUCCAGAGUCGUUUCAACAUGAGUCAUGUACCUCAUAAAGCUCGCAUAUUCAUGUCCCUUUACUUUGCGAUAAUUCCCCCAUUGUUUAAUCCUCUCAUUUAUGGAAUUAGUAUUACAGCCAUACGAGUUCAUAUUUUCAAGUGGUUUAUUGUUAUAAAGAAAAGGUAAAUGAACUCUGCUGUAGGUGAUGAUGAAAUAAUUUCCUGUCUCUGUCAGUUUUGAUCACUGAGUAAUCAGUUUUAAUGGAUAGUACACUUUCUGAGGUUUUAUUUGACUUUCUGGCAAUAUUAUGUCAGUUGUGUGUUUUUCAAUUCAUCCAGGCAGUUUUGGGUGCGGUCAAGGAUAAUUUAGACAAG
Molecule: messenger RNA, 1219 nt
Organism: Anguilla anguilla (European eel)
Lineage: Eukaryota; Metazoa; Chordata; Actinopteri; Anguilliformes; Anguillidae
Product: olfactory receptor 49-like
Exons: 2
Coding region: 99-1031 (310 amino acids)
Biological process (GO): G protein-coupled receptor signaling pathway
Cellular component (GO): membrane
Molecular function (GO): olfactory receptor activity; G protein-coupled receptor activity
Source: RefSeq, a predicted model, not a curated record